UGCCUCUACCUGAACGUGUACGUGCCGGGUGUGCCGGAGGAGGGCGCCCAACUGCCCGUCAUGUUCUGGAUUUACGGCGGAGGGUAUAGAAGCGGCAGUGGUUCUGGAGACCAGUUCAGCCCAGACUUUCUCGUCUCCUAUGGCGUUAUAUUCGUCGCUUUUAACUACCGCCUGGGACCCCUUGGUUUUCUGGGAACGGGAGACGCCGUCGCACCUGGCAACGCGGGACUCAAGGACCAGCAGCUGGCGCUGACCUGGGUGCAGAACAACAUCGCCAGCUUCGGCGGCGACCCGCAGCGAGUCACGUUAUUCGGACAAAGCGCCGGUUCGAUGUCUACUUCGGUGCAUUUCGUCUCACCGCUCUCCUCAGGUCUUUUCUCACAAGUCCUCCUUCAGAGUGGGACCGUUAUCACCGAACAUCCUCUCACAAUCGCAGAAGCCCGGAACCAUUCGUUUGGACUGGGUGCCGCACUGGGCUACGAAACGGACGAUUCGCAGCAGCUGAUCGACUUCCUACAGUCUGUGAGCGCUGAAGACCUCUUGCAGGUAGACGACUCACUCAUCAUGCCACAGAAGCCAAUAAUAGGACUCUUAUGGGGACCAAACAUCGAGCCAGACGUGGAGGGUGCUAUCCUGUCUGAAUCCUAUAUUCAGAGACUUAUCGACGGCCGUUUCAACAAGGUGCCUGUCAUGGCGGGCACUGUUUCUGAAGAAUCUGGAGACGAAAUUAUUCGGAAUACGGCAGCGAUCGCCAGUAUGAACGAAGACUUUCUGGCGGCAAUAGGUCCCUUACUACAUCUGCCUACCGUGGAACAGCAAACCGAGGCCGCCUACAAAUUGAGAGACUUCUACUUCGGCAACGACACCAUUUCAUUAGACAAUCCAGACCCUCUGGUUUACUUCUUCGACGACCUCAAAUGGUUCGACCCUAAUGACGGCUUCAUUAGAACCGUUGCCGAGCUCUCCAACCAAACCGUCUAUUUCUAUGUAUUCGACUACAGAGGAGAUAUCAUUCACACAAAUCAGUGGGGAGUUUCACAUGCGGGAGAGUUACCAAUGCUUUUCUACGGAAAAAAUCAAGAGUAUAACUUCGAUCCUGACUCAGAAGAAGACAAAGUGCGCAGAAAUAUGCUGCGGCUCUGGACGAAUUUCGCAAAAUAUGGGAACCCAACCCCUGAGGCUGAUCCUGUGAUUUGGGAACCAUACGACCAGAGCAGCCGCAGCUACCUGCUGAUGCAGGCCAACUUUACACUCGCCCACGACAGGCUUGGGGAGCGCAUGGCAUUCUGGAGAGAGAACGUGCCACUGCUGCCAUUUCCCGACGCCCAGUGA
Molecule: messenger RNA, 1332 nt
Organism: Schistocerca piceifrons (Central American locust)
Lineage: Eukaryota; Metazoa; Arthropoda; Insecta; Orthoptera; Acrididae
Product: juvenile hormone esterase-like
Exons: 8
Source: RefSeq, a predicted model, not a curated record